Limulus polyphemus (Atlantic horseshoe crab) is the source of this 3522-nucleotide messenger RNA. It is a transcript of the gene pug, whose product is annotated as C-1-tetrahydrofolate synthase, cytoplasmic. Gene Ontology annotation, cellular component: cytosol. The transcript has 25 exons. NCBI's taxonomy places the organism in Eukaryota, Metazoa, Arthropoda, Merostomata, Xiphosura, Limulidae. Gene Ontology annotation, biological process: tetrahydrofolate interconversion. The record is from RefSeq and is a predicted model, not a curated record. Bases 163 to 2955 code for a protein of 930 amino acids. Gene Ontology annotation, molecular function: methenyltetrahydrofolate cyclohydrolase activity; methylenetetrahydrofolate dehydrogenase (NADP+) activity; ATP binding.
AGAACAUAACAGGACCUCAUGCGACAUCACGUGAAGCGUGGCGAUAAUAUUUACAAGGUUUAAUAAGUAAGACUUUGACCGGUGUUUGUUGUGCGUAAAUAAGUACGGUAAAACGUGAAUUUCAGUUAACAGUAUUAAGAUAAAUUUUAAAACUAGUUGAGAAUGUCUGGAGAAGGCCUAGCGAAAAUUUUAUCCGGAACAGAAGUAGCUCGAGAGAUUCGAAACCAUCUAGCAAAUGAAGUGAAGGAAAUUAAACAAAAAUUUCCAGAUUUCAAGCCAAAGCUUGUUAUUGUACAGGUAGGAGGCCGAGAAGACUCAAAUGUUUACAUUCGAAUGAAAAUACAGGCAGCUGCCGAAGUUGGUGUUGAAGCAACUCACAUAAAUUUUCCUCGUUCAAUCAGCCAAGGAGAGCUUAUUUCAGAAGUUCAGAAACUCAAUGGAAACCCAUCCAUUCAUGGAAUUAUAGUACAGCUUCCCUUGGACAGUGAGGAGCCCAUAGACUCAAACCUGAUCACAAAUUCAGUAUCACCUCAUAAAGAUGUUGAUGGAAUUCAUGAUGAAAAUGCUGGGCGACUUGCUCAUGGACAGCUUGAGGGAUUUUUCUUACCUUGUACACCUUCAGGUUGUAUGGAGUUGAUUAAACGAUCAGGUAUUACUCUGAAAGGUAGUAGAGCUGUGGUGAUUGGUCGCAGCAAAAUAGUUGGAAUGCCAAUGGCCCAGUUAUUAUGCUGGCAUCAUGCAACAGUGACAAUUUGUCACUCACGCACCAAAGAUUUGCCACAAGUUGUGAGAGAGGCAGAUAUUGUUGUUGCUGGUGUUGGUCAACCUCAAAUGGUAAAGAAGGAUUGGGUGAAACCAGGAGCUGUUGUAAUUGACUGUGGAAUUAAUGCAAUACCUGAUUCAACAAAGAAGUCUGGAUCCAAAUUAGUGGGGGAUGUUGCCUAUAAUGAAGUUCAACAUGUGGCAUCACACAUAACUCCUGUUCCAGGAGGUGUUGGUCCCAUGACAGUCGCUAUGUUAAUUUCCAACACUGUGAAAGCAGGGAAAUUGGCAUUAGAGAAAAUAUUAGAAUUGAAAUGGCAAAUUUGUAUACUUCACAGUGACAUUGAAAUAUCACGUUCCCAAUCACCAAAAGACAUAGAAGAAUUAGCAGCUGAAAUAGGACUUUUUACUCAAGAAUAUGAAUUGUAUGGGAGAAAAAAAGCAAAAGUGUCCAUCAGUGUUUUAGAACGUUUAAAAAACAGGAAAAAUGGAAAAUAUGUUGUUGUUGCUGGAAUCACACCCACGCCUCUUGGAGAAGGUAAGAGCACUACAACAGUUGGUCUGAGCCAGGCUCUUGGAGCCCAUUUAAAAAAGAAUGUUUUUGCCUGUAUGAGACAACCGUCACAAGGUCCUACAUUUGGAAUUAAAGGGGGUGCUGCUGGAGGUGGAUAUUCCCAAGUUAUUCCUAUGGAUGAAUUUAACUUGCACUUGACAGGUGAUAUUCAUGCUAUUACAGCUGCAAACAAUCUUCUAGCGGCUCAAAUUGAUGCUCGUAUGUUUCAUGAGGCAACACAGAGUGAUGAGGCACUUUAUGGUCGCUUAGUACCGUCCGAAAAAGGGGAACGAAAAUUCUCAAAAAUCCAACUGGCAAGACUCAAGAAACUAGGUAUUGAGAAGACAAAUCCAGGUGAUCUCAGUCCAGAAGAAAUCAAAAUGUUUGUGAGAUUAGAUAUUGAUCCUGAUACUAUUAUCUGGCAACGAGUCAUUGACACAAAUGAUCGUUUCCUUAGAAAAAUAACUAUUGGCCAGUCCCCUACUGAGAAAGGACAUACUCGAGAGACCCACUUUGAUAUUUCUGUGGCCAGUGAGAUAAUGGCCAUAUUAGCACUGACCACAAGCCCACAAGACAUGAGGGAGCGCCUUGGAAAAAUUGUUGUUGCUAGUGACCGCUCUGGCAAUCCAGUUACUGCUGAUGAUUUGGGUGUUUCAGGUGCUUUGACUGUACUUAUGAAAGAUGCUAUUAAUCCUAAUUUGAUGCAAACUCUAGAAGGCACCCCAGUUUUUGUACAUGCUGGACCAUUUGCUAAUAUUGCUCAUGGAAGCUCCUCAAUUCUUGCUGACAAAAUAGCAUUGAGUUUAGUUGGUGAAGAUGGAAUAACAGUAACUGAAGCAGGGUUUGGAGCUGAUAUUGGCAUGGAAAAAUUCUUCAACAUCAAAUGUCGUUACUCAGGACUAAUACCAAAUGCUGUAGUUUUAGUAGCAAGUAUCCGAGCUCUCAAAAUGCAUGGAGGUGGUCCAAUUGUCACAGCUGGGACUCCUUUGGCUAAGGAAUAUAAAGAAGAAAACCUUGAACUGUUGAAAAAUGGUUUCUGUAACUUGGCCAAACAAAUCAGCAAUGCUUCCAAAUUUGGAGUACCUGUUGUUGUUGCCAUCAAUCAGUUUGUUACAGAUACUCAAGCUGAAUUACAGCUUGUUCAGAAACUUUGCAAAGAAAAUGGAGCUUUUGAUGCUAUUAUAUGUAACAACUGGGCCAAAGGAGGUGAAGGUGCCAUUGAGCUAGCAAAUGCUGUUAUCCGAGCCACAGAAAAGCCAUCCAGCUUCAAGUUCUUAUAUGAUCUGCAGCUUCCCAUUGAGGACAAGAUUGAAAUCAUAGCCAAAGAAAUAUAUGGGGCUGAUGGGAUAGAAUUGCACCCAAAGGCCAAACAAAAAAUUGAACUUUACACGAAACAGGGUUUCAAUAACUUGCCAAUCUGUAUGGCUAAGACUCAGCUUUCUCUCUCUCAUGAUCCAAGCCGAAAAGGAGUACCUACUGACUUUGUCUUACCUAUUCGAGAUGUUCAAGCAAGUGUUGGGGCAGGAUUUUUAUUUCCUUUAGUGGGAACAAUAACCACAAUGCCUGGCCUACCAACCAGACCUUGUUUCUAUGAUAUUGACCUGAACUUAGAAACUGGAAAUGUGGAAGGACUUUUUUAAUUCUUCUAACAAAACAGGAAUGGAUCUAAGUGGAUGUUGCUUUUUUAUUCUUUAUGUGCUCAAAAACCCUUGUAAAAAAAUCUAUGAUUUCAGAAAAAAAUACUCUAUUCUUUAGAAUAUGAGCUAAAAAAAACUUUUCAAAUUGCAAGUGUUUAUAAAACUGAUUAUUAGUUUUUUUAAGAAAGGUUCAAAAUGUGUUUGGUUAAACUAAUGGUUGUAGUUCACAUCCUAAACAAUUUUUUUUUUGUUUUGAUUGGGAAUUUAGAAAUUAAGUACAACGUAAAAAGAAGUAAAAUACUACUUGAGGACACUUUUAGUUCUCAAGGGAUUUAUUUGCUAUGUUAUGUUAUUUUGGUUUUGGUAGAUUCUCAUAACCACUGUAUUGUAGAUGAUUAGAAGAACAAAUGUGUUUUCGAGAAGUAACCAUAAUAUGAUUGUCUUCCGUCCAUAAGUAAUUUAGUGGGCUUGGUGGCACCAUAUUAGAUUUAAAUAUUUUUACAGUUUUUUUUAAAAGAUUGUUUACUACACAUUUUUUGUAAAGAUUAAUGAGAUAUAAUCAAAAUAUAA